Messenger RNA from Stegodyphus dumicola, 773 nucleotides. It is a transcript of the gene PIG-A, whose product is annotated as phosphatidylinositol glycan anchor biosynthesis class A. The record is from RefSeq and is a predicted model, not a curated record. Gene Ontology annotation, cellular component: glycosylphosphatidylinositol-N-acetylglucosaminyltransferase (GPI-GnT) complex. Gene Ontology annotation, biological process: GPI anchor biosynthetic process. Gene Ontology annotation, molecular function: phosphatidylinositol N-acetylglucosaminyltransferase activity. NCBI's taxonomy places the organism in Eukaryota, Metazoa, Arthropoda, Arachnida, Araneae, Eresidae.
CCUCUGCUAACUCAAGCGGAAAUGAAGGAAAUGAACAGUUCUUUGUUUCACUACAUGCUUGAUAGGCAUUUCCUGUGUUUAGUUUCGGUACUUUGAAGUGUAUUCAAGUAUGAGAGUUGUUCAUCUGCUGUGUCAAAAAUUUGAUUAAACAUUACACAAUUAUCUCCUUAAAUGAGUAAAAAAAGGCAUAAGCUAUGCAUGGUGUCAGACUUUUUUUAUCCUAACACUGGUGGAGUUGAAAGUCAUAUUUACCAGCUUUCCCAGUGUUUACUUAAUAAAGGACACAAAGUAAUAGUGAUUACUCAUGCAUAUGGAAAUCGGAAAGGAAUACGCUACCUAACUGGAGGUCUAAAGGUAUACUACAUACCAGUAUGGGUUGUAUAUAACCAAUGCACUUUCCCUACUCUGUUUACUACAUUUCCUUUGAUAAGAUAUAUUCUUGUCAGAGAAAACAUAUCUAUUGUCCAUGGACAUUCUGCAUUUUCAGCAUUGGCUCACGAGGCCAUGUUCCAUGCAAAGACGAUGGGCCUUAAAACAGUUUUUACAGAUCACUCAUUAUUUGGGUUUGCUGAUGCCAGUGCAAUUAUUACAAAUAAACUUCUUCAGAUGACCCUUUCUGUGUGCAAUCAUGUAAUAUGUGUUUCUCAUACUGGGAAAGAAAAUACGGCUUUGAGGGCAAAUGUUAGACCAGAUUUAAUAUCAGUGAUUCCAAAUGCUGUUGAUACUGCAAUUUUCAAGCCUGAUUUAUCUAAAAGUGCCAGUAAUAAAAGUUA